This is a messenger RNA of Acanthosepion pharaonis, 492 nucleotides long. Lineage: Eukaryota; Metazoa; Mollusca; Cephalopoda; Sepiida; Sepiidae. The record is from the annotation of a GenBank genome assembly.
AUGUUGGCUGUGAAAGUUUCAGUUGUCACACAUUCUUUUCCACAGUCGUUUUCCUCUCAUUCGCCUUUAAAGGCAGCAACUUUCCAUUCUCUUUCGGUGGCAUUAUCUCCCCGUUCAACUUACACUAGCAUCUCCUUCCCGUCCCUCUUUCGGUGGCAUUUCGUGGUAUUUCUUUUGAGUCCACCAUUCGGUGGUAUUUCGUUCCUCUUUUUGAAGCACUUCUCUCCCGUCUCCGUUUUGGAGCCAUUUCCUUCCUGUCCUCGUUUCGGUGGCAUUUCCUUCCCGUCCCUCUUUAAGGUGCCAUUUCCUUCUCGUCCUACUUUCGGUGGCAUUUCCUUUCCGUCCUACUUUCGGUGGCAUAUCCCCGCGCCCCCCUCUAAGGUGCCAUUUCCUUCCCGUCAUCCUUUCGGUAGCAUUUUUUUCCCAUCCGUCUUUAAGAUGCCAUUUCUUUCUCGUACUCUUUUCAGUGGCAUUUCCUUCCCGCCCCAAUGA